This is a messenger RNA of Setaria italica (foxtail millet), 1653 nucleotides long. RefSeq names its product E3 ubiquitin-protein ligase RING1. Gene Ontology annotation, biological process: protein ubiquitination. Gene Ontology annotation, cellular component: cytoplasm. The record is from RefSeq and is a predicted model, not a curated record. Gene Ontology annotation, molecular function: ubiquitin protein ligase activity. Bases 140 to 1297 code for a protein of 385 amino acids. Lineage: Eukaryota; Viridiplantae; Streptophyta; Magnoliopsida; Poales; Poaceae. The transcript is spliced from 2 exons.
CGCAGCGCUGUGCUCCCGUCCCGCAACAAAUCCCAGGCCCAAGCAGAGCAGAGGAAAGAAGAGGACGCCGAGGAGGCGACGACCCGGAGGAGGACCCCAAGGCGGCGGAGCCCACCAAGCGGGAGGAUCGGCCUCGGCCAUGUCCGCGCCCGCGCCCUCCCCGCCCCCCGGCGCGCCGCCCUCCCCGCCGACGCCGCCGCCACCGGAGCGCGGGGUGUUCUACUGCGACGAGUGCGGGAGUGCGCUGCCCACCGCGCCCUCCUCGCCGCAUCGCGUCUGCCAGUGCUGCUACCGCGGCUUCCUCGAGGGGAACCCUCCUCCUCCACCACCGCCGCCGCCGCCACCCCCACCGCCGGAGCCCGUGCUGUUCUACUGCUACGAGUGCGGGAGGACGGUCGACCUGCACAUGCCGCUGCCCGUCCCGCCCUCCUCGCCGCACCGCGUCUGCCCGGGCUGCUCCCGCGGCUUCCUCGAGGAGAACCCUCCACCUCCAUCUUCCCCGCCGCCCCCGCCCGGCUCCGGCUCCGGCUCCUCCUCCUCCUCCUCCGAGCUCUCCGACGACCCCGAAGACGACGACGUCGACCUCCUCGGCGCGGACUACGACGCCGGGCGCGAAUUCAUCAGGAGCUUCGUCAACCAGGGCUCCCACGACGUGCCCCUCCGCAACUACACCGCGGCCGCCACCAUGUCCGCGCUCCGGCACCACCCCCCCCGCCGCGGCCUGAGGUACGCCUUCAACGACAUAAUCCAGAGGCAUCUCGACCUCCCCCCGGCCCCCGCCGCCGCCAGGGGCGGGGAGCCCCCCGCCCCGGCCACGUCCAUCGCCGCGCUGCCCACGGUCGAGGUGGCCGAGCCCGCCGCCGCCUGCGCCAUCUGCAAGGAGGACCUGCCCCUCGCCUCCCAGGCGCGGAAGCUCCCCUGCGCCCACCUCUACCACUCCUCCUGCAUCGUCACGUGGCUCGAGUUGCACAACUCCUGCCCCGUCUGCCGCUUCCGCAUCCCCUCCGCCGCCGGCCCCGAGGAGGCCGUGGCGCCGUCGGAGCCGGACUCGCCGACCACGCGGAUCACCAUCCGCUUUACUACCAGCACCCGCCGUCGCAGCCGCGUCCUCUACGGUGAUGCGGCGGUGGUUGUUCCGGUCUCGGCGUCGCCCACGCAGCUCGCGCAGGCUGUCACCGGGGACGGAGCUGGUGGGCCUGCCAAUAGCGGCGAGACCGUGUCGUCUGAGUGGCCUCGGCACCCUGAGUCCGAUGCAGUCAUGUCAGAGGCCCGCGAGGAGGAUGGCUCUUUUGAUUGAUCCAGGGAUUCAAGUUAUCAGGCGAUAAGGUGGUUGUUAGCUGUCAACCAACAAGAGUAGAAAGGAGACCAUCAUAUGCCUUGUUUGUCAGGUUCCUGUCUUUGAUCGGAGGAGGUUUCUUGCUAGACCAUAGCAUGCUGUUACCAUAGCAUGCUGUUACAUGCUGAAUUAAGUUGUCCUAUGAGGAGACCAAGGGCAUUCGUUGCAUGGGUUCUCAAUGUCUUGUAUAUUGGUUAAACUUGUUUCGUAAUAAGUAUAAUUGUGUACAGUUGGUGUUGUUCGCUCUGCGAAGCUGUGACUUGACCUGCAAUCCUGCAUUGGUAGAUAAAUAUGGGAAGGUAAGGUUUUUGGCAUCA